This is a messenger RNA of Acaulospora colombiana, 312 nucleotides long. The record is from the annotation of a GenBank genome assembly. Lineage: Eukaryota; Fungi; Glomeromycota; Glomeromycetes; Diversisporales; Acaulosporaceae.
CAGAACCUGAACGAUAGAUACCCACCAAGUCUUUUGAUUACCUCCGCCGAACGCCGCAUAGGCGCCUCCUCCUCCACGGGAGCGCCCACCGCCACGCCCGCCGCUAUAACCGCCACCACCGCUGUUAUAGUUGCUGCUGCUACUGCCAUUAGGACAAUUGCGAGAGAUGUGUCCAACUUGGCCACAGCGGUAGCAUUCCGAGUUGCUGUAGUAAAAGGGGGAAAUAUGACUUACUAUAUGACCUUCCUGACCGCAUUUGUAGCAAGUCUUUGCCUUGGGGUCACUAGUACAGUCGCGGGACUUUACCAGCAG